Messenger RNA from Pelecanus crispus (Dalmatian pelican), 1079 nucleotides. The record is from RefSeq and is a predicted model, not a curated record. Lineage: Eukaryota; Metazoa; Chordata; Aves; Pelecaniformes; Pelecanidae.
CCGGAUCCAGAAGAGGAUGGGGAAGCAGAACAGCAAGCUGCGCCCCGAGGUGCUCCAGGACCUGCGCGAGAAUACUGAGUUCACAGACCACGAGUUGCAGGAGUGGUACAAGGGCUUCCUAAAAGAUUGCCCAACAGGUCAUUUGACUGUGGAAGAGUUCAAAAAAAUAUACGCUAAUUUUUUCCCCUAUGGCGAUGCAUCAAAGUUUGCGGAGCACGUCUUCCGCACCUUUGACACCAACGGCGAUGGGACGAUUGACUUUAGGGAAUUCAUCAUCGCCCUGAGCGUUACCUCUCGGGGCAAGCUGGAACAGAAGCUGAAGUGGGCAUUUAGUAUGUACGACCUGGAUGGCAACGGGUACAUCAGCCGUGGGGAAAUGCUAGAAAUAGUGCAGGCAAUCUACAAAAUGGUUUCAUCAGUAAUGAAAAUGCCAGAAGAUGAAUCCACUCCCGAGAAGCGAACAGACAAGAUCUUCAGACAGAUGGACACAAACAACGAUGGUAAACUGUCGCUGGAAGAGUUUAUCAAAGGUGCCAAGAGUGAUCCCUCCAUUGUGCGGUUGUUACAGUGCGACCCCAGUAGCGCAAGUCAAUUCUGAUCAAAGCGGACAGUGUGCACAGAGAAUCUCGGCUUGUGUCCUUCAAGCUUUGCUCGCAAACGGAUGCCUUCUCAACCAUCCCUCCACACUUCGCAGAUAAGAUCCCAUUGCCAGAUUGCGUGUGUGUGUCCGAGCGAACCGGCUCUCGCUCCCCUCACUACCACCAGUGCAGCUCUCCUUCGGCAGCUCCGUUUCUGCUUCUCCGUAAUGUUAUGAUUCACUCUACACAUUUUAAAUGUUAAUCGAAAGGUAUGUUUACAUGCAGCUACAAAAGAGUUCAUAUCGCUGGUGAGAUACCACUUCACUUAGUCCAUAAGAAAGGUGUUGUUCUAGUAGUUCCCGAGAAGAUGCUAGGUAGGACUUUUACCCGACAUAGCAGAUGGUAGAUAAUUUAUUUUGCUUCAGAAAUUACUAUGUAAAAAAAAAAAAAAUGUGGACUGAAUGGAGUAGAAAGGUAAAAAAAAAAAAAGGAACAAAAAAA